Molecule: messenger RNA, 714 nt
Organism: Rasamsonia emersonii CBS 393.64
Lineage: Eukaryota; Fungi; Ascomycota; Eurotiomycetes; Eurotiales; Trichocomaceae
Exons: 2
Coding region: 1-714 (237 amino acids)
Source: RefSeq, a predicted model, not a curated record
AUGAAGAUCUACCAGCUGACGCAACUUGGUAUUCUGGCUGCACUCAUAUGCGCUGUGUCUGCCAUUCAACUACCUCCUUUCCUCACGGGCCGGAAGCGCCUACCCCUCCCGGUCCUUAAGAACGACCUUGGUGGACCACUUCCACGUCCUCUGCAGCUUCAAGAUUCCGGCGCAAACACGUCUCCGCAUGUUGCUAUGCCGCCCCCAAUCCCAGAUGAUGAUGCGAUUGCGACGGCGCCCGUUUCAACCCCGAAGCCCGACGAUGGUGAUAACCCGACCUCCAAUCUCAUUGUUCCGGACAUCCUUGCGAAGACUCGCCAGGUGAACGUUUUCGCAAAACUGACGCGAGAUAUUGAACCUAUCUCGACCCGCCUCAACGACAAGUCUAAGAAUACUACCGUCCUGGCGCCCCUGAAUUCCGCUAUCCAGUCCCUGCCGCGGAAACCGUGGGAAGAUCCAGAGGAUUACGCGCGUUUCGGCAGCAUGGAUGCCUACAAGGGUCAAGAAGGGGAGGAUCGGGCAAGGCAGAAUCUGCGACGCUUUGUUGAAGCGCAUUUGGUGCCUGUCAGCCCGUGGAAGGAAGGGGAGGAAGUGGAGACUAUUGGUGGAGGCAAAAUUCAGCCAGGGAAUAUCGAAGUGCAGAGUCUUGCAUCACAAGUGUCCAAUGGUGAAGUCUGGAUCCUUAAAGGAGUUAUCAACUACAAACCAAACUAA